Messenger RNA from Eruca vesicaria subsp. sativa (arugula), 219 nucleotides. The record is from the annotation of a GenBank genome assembly. Lineage: Eukaryota; Viridiplantae; Streptophyta; Magnoliopsida; Brassicales; Brassicaceae.
AUGUCGAAGCCACCACCAGAGAAACAAGAGUUACCACUAGAAACGAGUCCGUACACAAAGUACGAGGAUAUUGAAGAUUACAAGAAGAACGCUUAUGGAACUUCCGGUCACCUAGAGGUUAAGCCUGGCCAAGGUGGUGGCGCAACCGACGCACCUACUCUCUCCGGCAGUGCUCCUCCCUCCGCUAUAGAUUCAGCUAACCAACAAGCUAAGAAGUGA